Symbiodinium sp. CCMP2592 is the source of this 2697-nucleotide messenger RNA. Lineage: Eukaryota; Dinophyceae; Suessiales; Symbiodiniaceae. The record is from the annotation of a GenBank genome assembly.
AUGAUGUCUGCGUUUAACAUACCGCCAGAUCAGGUCCACGAGUUACAUGCGCACGUCAGACAGACCGCUUUGGUGCAGGAGGCCGGAGCAUCGCCUUGGGCAUCCUCCCUUUUGCAGGAGUUCCAGUCUAGUACAUGGUUCAGCAUCAGGGGGCACUUGGCUGAGGUCAAGGCUGGAACCCGCCCCGGAGAUUCCCUGGCGGAUAUCGUUUUCUCCUUCCUUUUUGCAGCAGUGUUAAAAAGACUUCGCCAAGCUCUGCUCGACGCAGGUCUCUCCGUUUUCCUACCAUGGGACCCUUCCUGGGAGGGAAACCUUGAUGGCCCGAGUUCCUCCCCCAAUGACAGUCUUGCACCGUUGGACGUGUCCUGGAUGGAUGACCUGGUCAUUCUUCUAUGGUCGGACAGCCCCUCCCAGCUUGUUGAGGAUGUCAAGUUUGCCGCUGAGACCCUCUUAGAUCAGUGCGUCAAAGCGCUGUUGCAUCCUAACCUUUCUCCUGGGAAAACGGAAGCGGUCCUCUCGCUCAUUGGUCCUGGAUCCCGGGGCCUGCGCUCACGCCUUUUCAGGAAUCCCCAACCGGGCAUUCCUCUGCAGCCAGCGUUGCAUCCACCAGCUACCCUCCGUCUUGUUCCUAGAUACAAACACCUCGGAGGGGUCCUGCACUGGCAAGGCCACCUGUCACAUGAGCUCAAGUCGCGCAUCGGACAAGCCUGGCAGGCUUUUCGUAAGCAUCGGCGUGCGGUUUUUUAUUCACCUCUGGUGACGCACCGCGAGAAGUCCCUUCUGUUUCAGUCCGUAGUUGCGUCCACUCUUUUCUACGGUGCAGGUACAUGGGUCUGCGACGACACAUCCUCCCUUGAUCCCCUUCGCGGUGCAUUGUUGGCGAUGGGUCGGCAAAUGUUGCGACCGACCUUUGAUCGGGAGCAGUCCCAACACGUAGGGGCAGGCAGAGUUCUUGCGAUAGCUCGCCUCUCCACUGUCGAUGCCGAGAUCCACGCCGCGAGGCUCAGGCACCUCUCCACUGUACUGCGGCAGGCGCCCGCUGAGUUCUGGGCAAUCCUGCAUCAUGACUCUCAGUGGUUUCACCUGCUUCGGGAGUCCCUGUCAUGGCUCCGAGCUUCCUUUUCCAGGGCAGCCUUCCCAGUCGAUGACCUUGAGGAAUGGACAAGGACCGCAUGUGUCAUACGGGAUAAGCCACAGACCUGGAAAAGGUGGAUCUCCAGGGCCUUACACCUCGAUCGUCUUACUGCCUUGUGGGACGCUGAAGUAGCACAUUACCAUGGCCUGUUCUUGCGUUUCCUUCUGACCCAUGGGGCUCACCCUGCCUCUGAUGUCCUCACAUGUGAGCAAGCCCAGGAGCUGUGUGCUCUGUGCGGGAAGAGCUUUCCCAAUCUCAGAGCUUGGAGCCACCAUGCUUUCAAAUGCCACGGACGUGUCAGGGAGGAGCGGCUCUAUGCCAGUGGGAACCGUUGCAACAUCUGUUUGCGCCUUUUUGCCUCCAACUUUCGACUUUGUAACCAUUUGCAACACUCCAAAUCAUGUUUUGCCGCUCUCCUCGCUGCUGGGGACCCUGGUGAACCCCAACCUGGAAGAGGGAGUCGCAAAUACAACUCUGGGGCCGAACAACCUUGCCCAGCAGUUACUGCAGCUGGGCCUGUCUUGGCCAGGCAAGAGGUUACUUAUGUCCCUGAGGCUGAACGGCCUGAUCCUGCAACCCUCUCCGCUCUUGAGAUGAUCUAUGCCUUCCCUGAGGAAUGGCCUUGCUUUCAGGACCUUCUUGAGGCUGUCCGGGCAGCCUUUUGUAAGACGUGCUUGCAAGUUUCUAGGUUGAAGGCGACAGCUGCACAAUGGUGGAACAAUCUGCAUGAGGAGCUUGACAGGUGCGAUGAUGUACCUGUAGCCUGGGCUGCCCAACAUUUGCGCAUUGCUAGGAUGCUACUGCAGGUAGACUUUGUCACCUGGCUUGCUCCGACACCCACUGCCCAUGGCCCCCAGCUCUCAACGUUCCGUGAUGCAGCCAAGGUGCUGCCCUGGCUUGUUUUUGAUCUUGUCCAGUUUCCUUCACCGCAACCGUCCUCUGAGGACACUCACUGGAUUUGUGCCCGCUCUCCCCCAAGACCGAGCUCAGUUGUUGAGAUUUGGGACUUCGUUUCCCAUGACUCCUGCUUUGCCGAUCCUGGAUUGUUGGAUUUUGACGCAUGGUGCCGAUCCCGAAACGGUUGCGUGCGGGGCUUUAGUCUCAUCGGACUCUUGCCCUCGCUUCAAUGCCCUCCUGCUACUCGCUCCUACAAGUCCCUGCAGGAACCCCUUCAGCAACUGCGCCUUUUUGCUGACAUCGUUCGGGGUCUUGUCCUGCUAUGGUCUGCUGGCCGACCUGCCUUUGUCAUUGCCCCGUCCAUUGCAUGUGGUCAGUUGGUUUUCGUUGAGCACGUAUUGGCCGACAGUGCCAAAAUGCCCUUUCUCCUGGCAGCGCAAGUUGCCUUGCGCCCUGUGCAGAUGGCCUUGUGCAACGGCUGCGAUCCAUGCCGCGACACCGAGCGGCUUUUUGAGAGCGAGCUCUUUGAGGCGGUGAAGCUGAAGCGCUUCAGCUUGCCGGUGCUCGGAGUUCCUAUACCCCACAUCAAGGGCAUUGCCCUGAAGAGUGAAGGCGACCUCACCAAGACAUGGCCUGGGCCGUUGAGUGUCGAAGAGUUUAUUUGA